AUGGUUGAUGAUAGACGCCCUAAGAAGAAAGAUGUUCCUACUGAGAUUGUGUGCUAUACUUGUGGUGAGAAAGGCCACAAGAGCAAUGCUUGUCAUGGGGAUGUUAAUAGGUGUUUUCGCUGUGGUAAGAAGGGUCAUGCACUAGCUGAGUGCAAACAUGAGGAUAUUGUGUGUUUUAAUUGCAAUGAGGAAGGUCACAUUGGUUCACAGUGCAAGAAGCCUAAGAAUGCGCAGACUACUGGUAGAGUUUUUGCAUUGACUAGUACUCAGAAUGAGAACGAGGAUCGCUUGAUCAGAAUUGGGUCUUGCUAUGUCUAA
This is a messenger RNA of Medicago truncatula (barrel medic), 318 nucleotides long. Its product is annotated as cellular nucleic acid-binding protein-like. Gene Ontology annotation, molecular function: zinc ion binding; nucleic acid binding. The transcript has 2 exons. The record is from RefSeq and is a predicted model, not a curated record. NCBI's taxonomy places the organism in Eukaryota, Viridiplantae, Streptophyta, Magnoliopsida, Fabales, Fabaceae. Bases 1 to 318 code for a protein of 105 amino acids.